GAGGACAUCAACUAAGACCCAGACAGACAAUCAGACAGACGCUGUAUCUAUCUAUUCUUGUUUAUCUAUCCAUCCAUUUAUCCAACAAAUAACCAUGGCGCCGGCCGCUUCGAAGCCCGUGAUACCCCAGAACGACAAUGUUGCCCACGCCCUCGCCGGCGCUGGAGGAGGCAUCCUGUCUAUGGUCCUGACGUACCCCCUCAUUACACUUUCCACCCGCGCCCAGGUCGAAUCCAAGCGCGCCGACUCAUCCUUCCUCAAGGCCGUCCGCCACAUCGUCGAGCGUGAGGGCCUCGCAGGCCUCUACGCAGGCCUCGACUCGGCUCUCUUCGGCAUCUCCCUCACCAACUUUGUUUACUACUACUGGUACGAAUGGACCCGCGCCUUCUUCGAGGCCGCCGCCGAUAAGGCGGGCCGCGCCUCCAAGCGCCUCACCACCGUUGAGAGCAUGAUCGCUGGUGCCAUUGCAGGCUCCGCCACCGUCAUCAUCACCAAUCCCAUCUGGGUCGUCAACACCCGCAUGACCACCCGCAAGCACGAGGCAGAAGAGGACAAGGAGAAGGACGUGGAGGCCGUUGUCGGCUCGGAGGGGGGUGUGGACAGCAAGAAACAGCAGCAACAAAGGUCGCAGAGGCCCACCACCCUGGGCACGCUGACGGCCCUCCUCCGCAAUGAGGGCCCCAAGGCGCUGUUCUCAGGCGUUCUGCCUGCGCUGGUGCUGGUCAUCAAUCCUAUCCUUCAGUACACCUUGUUCGAGCAGCUGAAAAACGCCGUUGAGAGGAGACGCCGCGUCACUCCAACCAUCGCCUUCUUCCUCGGCGCCCUCGGCAAGCUGUUCGCCACCAGCAUCACCUACCCAUACAUCACCGUCAAGUCCCAGGCCCACGUCGCUGGCAGGGAUGGCAAGACAGAAGGCAUGACUGCCGCCAUCAGGCGCAUCACGAAGGAGGAGGGAGCUGCCGGGCUCUACAAAGGAAUCGGGCCCAAGGUCACCCAGAGUGUGCUCACGGCCGCGUUCUUGUUCGCGUUCAAGGACGUCCUCUACGAGCAGACAGUCAAACUUCGCCAGUCGACGGCCAGGAGAUCUCUGGUUUAGAUGUCUAGAUAUGUGUGGAUUGUGUCCAGUCUUGGCAUAGGUAGCCUUGACGUGUGUAUCUCAGCUGAGAUAUCGAUGCAAUCUCAGAUCAAUAGCUGAGAGUCGAAUGUUGCCAAGGUCUUUGCCUGAUAGGAAAUAGCACGUGAUCGAUAGAUACUUAGUUGACUCACUACUAUAGUGAAUACACGACAUAAAGACC
Cryphonectria parasitica EP155 is the source of this 1295-nucleotide messenger RNA. RefSeq names its product mitochondrial carrier. Gene Ontology annotation, cellular component: peroxisomal membrane. The transcript has 3 exons. The coding region runs from base 95 to 1096 and encodes 333 amino acids. Gene Ontology annotation, molecular function: ATP transmembrane transporter activity; ADP transmembrane transporter activity; coenzyme A transmembrane transporter activity. Lineage: Eukaryota; Fungi; Ascomycota; Sordariomycetes; Diaporthales; Cryphonectriaceae. The record is from RefSeq and is a predicted model, not a curated record.